Messenger RNA from Vespa velutina, 7089 nucleotides. Its product is annotated as discoidin domain-containing receptor 2-like. The record is from RefSeq and is a predicted model, not a curated record. The transcript has 11 exons. Lineage: Eukaryota; Metazoa; Arthropoda; Insecta; Hymenoptera; Vespidae. The coding region runs from base 727 to 2658 and encodes 643 amino acids.
AAGAGAGGGUCUCGUGCCAGAGAGUGAGGUUUGCUCCCCUCUACUGGCGUUAUCCCUACUCCUCACGGCACGAGUCUCUCCUCCGAGGUCGCUUCGACCAACCGGAGAUUCUCGACGGGCUGUCAGUUAGUGCCGUGGCGCCGUGACGGUACGGUGACCUUUUGCGUGUCAUUCUAUCUAAUCUUUCUUCUUCCUUCGCGUUGAUCUUCGAUCUCGUGCCGUCGCGCCGUCGUAGAAAUAUUUACAAAAAAGAAAAAAAUCGGUGGAAGGGGAAAGGGACAGCUGCUCGAAGAAGGGAAAAAAAAGGAAAAGAAAAAAAAAAAAAAAAAGAAAAAAAGAAAAGAAAAAAGAAACAAACAAAUAACAGCCAAGAUUAUCGCACUGUGAGAUUUAUUUUUCUAACAAUUUAGAAAACUACAUAUGGAGAACAAGCUAAUACUGUGUGCAGUUAUCUUUUUUUGGAAGAACUUCGACCAGUAGAGAGAAAAGAAAGAUAAACAUAUAAAAGAUAACACUCGUGUGUUCUCGAUGAUCUACAAGUUCGUGUCCAAUCGUGUGUGUUACGCCUACUUUUGCUGACGGCUCAUGUGGAUAACAAUUAACAAGGUAAGCCAGUUUGGAGAUCCCUUCCACGUUGAAAGAUCAGUCGAGUGGAGGAACCCAAGGAACGAUAAACACGAAGCGCUUUAGAAAAAAUAAAAAAGGAGUAGCGGUUAUGAAGGUUCGAUGACUACGAGUUUUAGUGACAUCAAUAUGGACUCACGUUAUCUGAGAACCUGGCUUCUACAGAUUUUACUUCUUAUUUUGUCCUGUUCACCUGGACGAUCUAUAGACAUAUCACAAUGCAUCGCACCCUUAGGAAUGGAGUCCAGGGCGAUCCCAGAUGCCGACAUUACAGCCAGCUCGAGUUUUGAUAGCGGAAACGUUGGACCCCAUCAUGGCCGGCUACGACAAGAAAGUCACGGUGGUGCUUGGUGCCCGAAGCAACAGAUCACAACUGAACCACGUGAAUGGUUGGAAAUCGAUUUACAUACGGUGCAUAUGAUCACGGGUACUGGUACUCAAGGUCGAUUUGGAAAUGGACAAGGCGUUGAAUAUUCGGAAGCAUAUCUUUUGGAAUAUUGGAGGCCUAAACUUGGCAAAUGGGUUCGCUACAGGGAUGUUCGUGGCGAGGAAGUGAUAAAAGGCAACACAAAUACAUACCUGGAGUCAAAGCACGAGCUAGAUCCACCAAUGUGGGCGAGCAAAGUACGAUUCCUACCGUAUAGUUAUCAUCGUCGUACAGUUUGCAUGAGGGUCGAGUUGUACGGUUGUCCUUGGAACGACGGUAUCGUUUCAUACUCGAUGCCUCAAGGAGACAAGCGAAGUAACUGGGAGUUCUUUGAUGCUACUUACGAUGGUUACUGGGACGGUCAGCUACUACGAGGAUUAGGUCAACUAACCGACGGCAAGAUCGGCCCGGAUAAUUUCAAGAUGAGCUACUACGAUUACGAUCGUGGUCAAGGUUGGGUCGGCUGGAGGAAUGAUACUCGUUCGGGUCAUCCGCUUGAGAUCAAAUUUGAAUUCGACCACGUCAGAGAGUUUUCAGCCGUUCACAUUUACUGCAAUAAUCAGUUCACCAAGGAAGUACAAGUAUUCUCCGAAGUGAGCAUCAUGUUCAGCGUGGGUGGCAAGUAUUACACUGGCGAUCCAAUCGUCUAUUCAUAUAUGGAAGAUAAAAUUUUUGAACAAUCGAGAAAUAUCACGAUCAAACUUCAUCAUCGAAUUGGAAAAUUCGUCAAAUUGAGGUUUAGCUUCGCUGCUAAAUGGAUAAUGAUCAGUGAAAUCACUUUUGAUUCCGAUAUCGCGCAUGGUAAUUUUACUCCAGAAGUUCCGCCUACAACCGAAGCUCCACGAAGUCGUGAUCGAAAUUCUGCUCGAGACAAUCCCUUGCAAGCCGAAGUUCCCGUCGCUAAACAAGAUGAUCCUACAUAUAUGGCCGUGAUCAUAGGAGUUUUAGCAGCAGUCAUUUUGCUUUUAGCAGUUGCUAUUUUUCUCAUAGUGUCGCGUCAUCGACAAAGAAAAAACUUUGCCAGUCCCUUAGGUGCGAAAAGUGCAAUUCCUUCGAGCAACCAUCAGCAUUUAUCACCCGAAUCAGCUUAUGGAACAACGGAGAAGGAUCCUUCUUUGAUGACGUAUAGAGUAGAGGAAUUAGACGAUCGGUAUGCUGGAACGAAAUUAACGACCCUACCACGUGAUCUCAAUGAUCGAUUAUUGGGAGAUGUUAGAUUGGACGAAUAUCAGGAACCCUUCCACGAGAACAAGUAUCGAGAGCCUCCUCAUGCUGCUUAUUACGGAUACAGCACCGUCGUUAUAGACAACAAGGAUCUUCACGACAGCGUUGAACAAUCUGAUGCCACCUACGAUUACGCGGUACCAAUGCCUGUGCCUAGCGUGAGCAGCGAUCAAGAUAGCGUAUUUUCCAAGUCGUCAUCCAGAGGCAGUGCGAAGGCGUGUUUACAGAGCUUUUUUCCACCUCCCCCACCACCGAUGAGUGCUCCACCACCACGCGGCUCGAACAAUCUGACAUACUCCAAUCCGCCGAGUCCAGAGCCAGUGUGCGAACGCGAACGCAGAGGAAGCAAACGCAGAGAACACUCUCUUCAUAGAUAUGCGUAAAAUCGCACGACACAUGUUCAUCCAUACAUACAUACAUAUACAUAAACAAUGAAGCACACGCGCGCGCAUUCUUCAGGGAUAUACGCAAAACGUGUCGAAGGUUACAGAGGUACGUUAAUUACUAUACUUGAUUAAUUACACUACUCUUUGAUCUUCGUUUAAUUUCAACUUAUUAAACGAUAUUUCUUUUUUAACUUUCAAGUAAUGGUUCAAGUAAUCUGUAAUAAGGAAAAUACAAAUAUGUGUAUAUACUAUUCUACAUCAGUGACCCGUUGAUCAUUCACACAUUGUUAUAUCAUUUUUAAUCGUCAUUAUUAUAAGUUAAUUAAUAUUGCGUAAUUAUUAUAGAAUGAUGAAUUCUUAUAUGAAUAUAAUUGAAAUGGAGCAAAUUUAACACGUAUAAUAACACGACAAAAGCAAUGAAGAUCAAGCAAUACGUUUUACUCUAUCAAAUGCGUCCUCGCACGAUGAGUCUAUGGGAAACACACGAAAUCGUAUGUGUUCGCAUGAAAGAUCUAACAAAUUUCAAAUUUAUUUCGUUUUUCUUCGACGUGCACUGCCAUUGACGCACUAUAAACAAUGUAAUCGUAGUUAAGCGUUAAUAUUCGAGAAUAUAGUAUGUGUGUAAAUAUAUAUAUAUACAUAUAUAUAUAUAUAUAUAUAUAUAUAUAUAUAUAUAUACAUGUAUAUGUAUAUACAUACUAUACAAGUAGUUAGAUAAAACGGGCGUAAUUCUCACGGUUGUAUUACACGAAAUUAGCAUAUCAGAUUUUAAUAAUGAUAAUCGCGAUAAUUACCGAUCCUUAACUCUUCUGGAAAUUCAACGUCGCGACAAUUCAACGUCGUUUCCUUUAUAAAUGGAGAAAUUUUGGGGGAGAAAAAGAAAAAAAAAGAAAAAAAAAUCCAAUGAUUUAUGUAAGAAAAAGAAAGAAAAAGAAAGAAAAAGAGAAAGAGAAUAAGAUAAUAAUAGAUGUGCUCGUAUUAUCGACGGAUCGAACGAGGAACAGCCAAUCAAGAUCGAACGUAAUUCAUUCGAACUACUCGAAUACUUAAGACAUAUCUUUCGUAGAAUGAUAAUACAUACUCGUAUUAUAGUAUUGGUCUGCUUCGAUUUUUUAUAGGAUUACGUCGUUUCUCGUUACUCGUAAAGAUCUCUCUCACUCUCUCUCUCUCUCUCUCUAUCUUUCUCUCUUUCUCUCUCUCUCUCUCUCUCUAUCUAUCUAUCUAUCUCUCUUGCUCACUGCCAUUGUAUUCCGGAUGUCACACGAUCAUUUUUAUUAUCGUACAAUCCUUACUUUUGUUCCUAAUCCUCUUUCUCCUUUAUCUUAAUAUUAAGACGAUCGGAAUACGCUUGAUCUUUAACUUCGAACGCUUUAAACGCGUCGUUAAGAGAUACGCGAGAAAGGACGUAGAACAUUUGUAUAUAUUUUACGUAUCUACUUUGUAAGAAGGAAAAUAAUAAUAAAAGAAAAACAAAGGAGAAAGAAUGUUAACGCGUAAUAAAACUAAACUGACGGAUUUCCAGAACGAGUAAAGCUAAUGAUUCGCUCUAUUCGGCACGCAUGUGCAACAAGAUCGAGCUCACUAUCGAUUCGAGUCCGACCGAAAGAUAUACACACGCAUAUAUAUAUAUAUAUAUAUAUAUAUAUAUACUAUAUUCAUAUAUAUUCAUAUAUGUAUAAUAUGUGUAUAUAUAUGUGUCUACAAUUACACAAAGAAAAGAGAGAAAGAGAGUUAAAAAAAAGUAAUGUCGAGCUUGAUUAAUCGAAUAUUUAUUCGAAAGAACGUCGGCACGAGCGAAGGAUAAUUAAUCGCUCGGUUUAGAGCGCUUUUACGAGCGUUGUGGACCAGAUCGAUCCAUCGAAAAAGCGUCGGGACAAUAUAGCGAGCUUUGAUCUCGAAUCUUAGCUAAGACUGACGUUUGGAUAAAAAUAAUGAAUAUGUAUAUUAUAUUAAAAUAAUGAACUUUAUCCGAUCCUCUUCCCGAUACAACGGGCUGAGACGCUUGCGCGCGCGCUUCCUUUAUCGUGUUAUAUACAGGAUGUCCUAUAUAAAACGGAACAGUUAAAUAUUAACAUAGACAAAUAUUACAGGACAAAGUUGUACUGUUUGAAAUAUAAUAAUAAUAAUAAUGUGGACAUUUUACGUGACACCCUGUAUAUACAUCCAUACAUACAUACAUAUAUAUAUAUAUAUAUAUAUAUAUAUAUAUAUAUAUAUUAUAGAUAUUAUAGAUAUUAUAGAUAUUAUGCUGUAUAUUCUUUUGCAAAAUCCUAUAAAUGUAUGUAGUGAUAUUUCCCCAAUUUUGCAAUUCCCUGAAAGACCCUCUUUAUUUAUAUACAUAUGUAUGCCCACGAGAAAUGAAAAUAUGAAUAUAAGUAUGUGUGUUUAUAUAUAUAUAUAUAUAUAUAUAUAUAUAUAUAUAUAUAAAGAUUGAAUGAAUGAUUGCAUAUUAUCCAAAACGAACUCUAAACGUACAUAGUACAUAUAUGCAUAAUAUACAUAUAUUAAAGACCCAAGAUUAUUUCUCUAUCUGUACCAAAACGCCUUCAAGCAACGAGAUUAAACAAAAUAAAAUAUACAGACGUAAGGAAUAGACAAUACAGGAUGAGACAACAAUAAUAAUUGCGUGUGUAUUAAGUAACUAACAAAGAUGAUAAGAAAGGGUUAAGGAAUGAAAAAAGAACAGGAAAAGGGAAUUCGAGUACAGGAAAAAAAGAACGUUAACGCGACUUUAUUGUGAUAUAGAAAAAAAAAAAAUAAAUAAAAAAAGAAAAAAAAGAGGAAAAAAAAAAGGAAAAAAGAAAGAGCUUGCGGCUCUCGCGAAUAGCACUCUCCCUCUCUCUUUCUAACACUCUUUUCCUCUAUCUCUAUUUCUUCGUUUAGCGCGCGCGCGUGUAUGUGCUUUAACACGUCUCGUCGGAGAGAAGUUUCCUUUUUUUAUUUCUCGAUUUUUUUUUUGUGGUCCAAAGGUGUGGAGGGAAGGAAGAAAAAGGAAAAGAAUUAAAAAAAAAAGGAAGAAACAAAAGUGCACACGAAAGGAUUUUAGCGAUGUAUAAUUAAAUUGUUUUCGUUACUACCUAGCCAGGAUUCUUUUAAUGACUUUGAAAUCAUCGUGAGAAUCAUGCUCGAGAAAUAAUACAAUUUUUAUAAAUCACAAGAAAACUAUAUGUUCCUUGGACGCGUAUGUCCAUUAUUUUUUUAUUUUUGAAUUUCUUUUCUUCUCUUUUAUUUCCUUUUUUUAUUUUUAUUUUUAUUUUUUUUUUUUAUUUUUUUUUUCUUUUUUUUUAUUUUGGAGGGGAAGGCACAGAGACGCGUAUAUAUAUAUAUAUAAGGUAUAUAUAUAUAUAUAUAUAUAUAUAUAUAUAUAUAUAUAGUGUUUUACAACGAUCAAAAUCUUAGCAAUGUAUAUCUCUAGUAUAUAAUAAUCGUUGACAUCGUCGCCUCAUAGGAUAUAUCGGAUGAAGGAAAAGUUAUUAGGAAAAUAAAAAAAAUGGUGAAUAAUGAUAAGAGUGCUUCAAAGUGCUUCGACGGAAUGUAAAUAUUAAUUGUUAGGGGACCGCGUAAAUGUAAUACAUAGAUAUAUACAUAUAUGUAUAUAUAUAUUACACAUACAUACAUACAUACAUACAUACAGACAGACAGACAGACAGACAAACAAACAAACAAAAAACAUAUACAGAUCUUCUCAAGCGCCUUAAGUUCAUAGGAGGCACGAGCAAAUAAAUAAUUUCAAUCGCAAUAACGGCGUGUAUCUUUGUUACAAAACGAAGUGCAUCAUUUUUCGUGAUUCGAUACGGCGAGGAAUCGAAAGGAUCAAUUUCACUAGAACUAUUCGUUCCAGGACUAUUCCUCCUACACUUCCAAUAAACCUGUCGAUUCCUCUCCGACGACAAUCAUCGAUUUAUAUUUAAGAACGAGCUAUAAGACGCGAAGAUGUAAGACUUAUCUCGUUAUUAUACUUUCCUUUUCUUUUUUUAUCCAAAAUUUUUCCAUGUAUCAUAUACCGUAACGCUGAAAUUAGUUGUAUCCUUUGGAAAAGAGAGAAAAAAGAAAAAACAAGAAAAAAAAACAAAAAGAAAAUAAAAGAAAAAGAGACAACUAAUUUCUUUCAGACAAAUCUGUCGCAUUAGUUGUUUAUAUGAUAUAUCGGAAAAAAAAAAAAAAAGAAAAUGUUAAAGGUCUAACCAGAAUGAUAAAGUGUUAUCGAAUGUUAAUGUGAGAGGGAAAAUAUGUGAGUGAGGGCAUGAUAGAAAGCAAUGAAAAAGAAGAGGGAGAAAGAAACAACGAAAAAUAUAACUUGUAAUUGUACGUCGAGAAUUCAUGAUCUAAGCUCUCGAAAUAAAGAAAGGCAUUUUGCUUGAGUUUUGCCAUAUCCGUUCGCGAGUAUGCACUUCGUGCAUGCUACCCUUAAAAUGGAACGUAGGAAAA